Sporothrix schenckii 1099-18 is the source of this 471-nucleotide messenger RNA. RefSeq lists its product as uncharacterized. The record is from RefSeq and is a predicted model, not a curated record. NCBI's taxonomy places the organism in Eukaryota, Fungi, Ascomycota, Sordariomycetes, Ophiostomatales, Ophiostomataceae. Bases 1 to 471 code for a protein of 156 amino acids. The transcript is spliced from 2 exons.
AUGGUCCGUGACGAGUUGUUAUGGCUGAACACCAACUGCGACAGGUGGAUGGCCCACUUUGACGCCCUUCUUUGUGAACAAAACUGGUACCAAGAUUUGCGGAAAUUAGUCCUCGCUUUGAAGACAUCAGUCCUCGCUUUGAAGACAACGGAACAGGCAGACCCAUACGCCGAUAAAUGGCGUCUUUUUAUACUAUGGCCGACGGGCCUGGCCGCGCCGACAAGAAAUAUAUCUCACGAUGACAUGGUCGUCCGAGCUGAUGAUAUGGACAUCCACGGCCGUCGCCAGACCUCCGAUAACGCCGACGCGCCAGCCACGCCAGCAACGCCAAUCAAAUGUAAAGCGAAGGGGCCAUUCCCUGACGCCGCAUCCUACGGUGCCUGCAGUCCCCAGCCGAUGCCUGCCCUUGGCAUGGGCCCUCAAAGGACAUUGCAUCAAAGCACGCCUGCAAGAUGCCCGGGUCUUUUCUGA